AAUGGCCCAGAUACCCACGGAUGAGAACAGCCUUGUAGCAACAAUAGAAGUGGCAGUCCCUCUGUCUCGUAAGCGUUCGACGGAUUCUGCCGGCUUACCUGAAACUGCCGAUGGUGGCCGGGUGCGUAGCAAGCGCCUCAGAGCUCGGGAGACUACCGACGUGGUUGCCAGUGCAGAUCCAGCGGCACAUGACAACGCUAAACAGCAGGAGGACCACAAUUGGGCCAGGACGCAUGCCGACGAAUGUUUGUUCGAGGUAUUGAACGACAUGUGUAUGAGACUAGGCGUUGAACCUCUGACAGCACCUAAAGAAGUUCGUGCUCUGAUCGCCGAGUCUAAUGCUCCUCCUAGCUCUGAUGUCAACCAGGCUGUGUUUGAUUUAUUCACCGCGCUGCGAAGUCCGGUGCCCAGCAUUGCUCAACUUUUGCUGAGUAUAGACUCAGUUGAUUUAGGAGGGGCAUCCAGAGAAGCGGGGUUGAACGCCUUCUUGGGCCACUCGAAGUCUACAAACGGGCAAGCAUGUGUGAAGCCUACGCUACAGAAUGAGCAACUCAACUCGUUCAUCCACAAAAUCAACGAGUCGUGGCUUCCCACUAAAGAGGUUGCAUUGUCUUGGCUCGAGAUGCUUUUGUGUCCCAGUCGUCUUGCGACUUCAGGUGACUCUACAAAGACUAGUGAAUCGAGUUAUAUGCAGUACAGGUGGACCGACGACCUGAAACGACACCUGGUGCAGAUCAUUGUCAACCUCGAUGAUUAUAUACAUGAGGUCAUGAGCGACCGUAUCUCGAGGCUAAACAAUAGAGUCCUGUACAACUUCGAACGAUCAAAGACGUAUUCAUUCACACAAUCUGAUCAUGCACAACUUGAAAUGGUGGAGACUCUUUUCGAGUUACACCUCGACAUCUACUCUCUCAUUAAGCAUCCAAAUAGCGGUGUGGAUGAUGGAAGGAAAACGCUCCAAAGCGAUAGUUUAGAACGUUGGUCCGCCUUAAGCCGAGAAGCAUUGCAGAUACGAUCGGACUGUGAACCAACUAUCGGCAUGGAUAAGUUGGCGUUGCGACAUGUCUGGGCUUCCGUUUUCCAGCUAAGUGUCAGCGACGACGUUCUCCCAGACCACAUCUUAUACGUCAUGCAAGAGCUGAAAUCUACAUUUGAUAUCGCUGGAGGGCAAGCCAUUCAAGUGCAAAACAAUGCUGUCAUGCCGGAGCUGUCUGUUGCUGCUAUAGACCGCGAACUUGCUCGCAUCAGCAUGAAAGAUUUCUUCCUGAAAGUCUUCGAUACGGACGAGAAAGACCCAGUUGCUGUGAUCGAAAGCCUUGAGCCGAUAUUGGAACCCGUCUCCACAGCCAAUUCCAUCAAAGAAUCUGAGAUUAUAGCAAUGGACGAGAACCGGUCCGAUUCUGGAAGCGCCUCAACUGUUGGCCCCGUCGACUCUAGCCAAAAUUUGCAGCUAGACCAGUCAUCCCCGUCAGACGAGAUGAGAAAAUUUCUGGACUCCGCUUCUGUUAGUCUGCGACUCUCGUUAUGGCAACGAUUACGAGAAGCGUACGAGGCUAUAGAAUACUCGCCUAAAGUUUUAUCAUGCUAUCUACGGAGCAUAGAGACAUUGGUGGGCGAGUUCAAAACACUCUCUUAUCAGGAAUGUGCGCCUUUAGAUCGGCAUACCAAACUGAUCAGUCGACUGCGCAUCGUUGAUGAGAUUGUCUUAAAAAUCCUCCAGAUUGUUAAAAAUGAGCAGGACGCCUUCGCGUGCUUGACCUAUGAGCACAUGCAGUCUUCAAUGUCCGCUAUAUUCUAUUUACUGCGAAUAGUAUCUGCAGUGAACUUCGUUCAAGACAUUCUUAGGCUUGGGCAGCUCAACCCACCGAGGAUCGAAGGCCUAUCGCCAGCGACAUUUCCUAAUAUGAUCAACAGGCUCAAUGAUAUGCAGAUGAGGUUCUGGAUGCUCCAAUACCAUCUUUUAAAAGAAGGCAUGUAUCAAAACCCCAACGACUUCCCAACUCCCUCGGAUGAUGCCUUUGAAUUCUUGCGACACGUCCAUCACGCCACCGGCGUGCGUGGCUUCUGCCAUGCUGCCGGCCGGAUAUUCCUCAGGCUUGCCAAGGACGAGAUCCUUCGUUUGGACAAUGUUACUGAGCCCACCAAUCGUGAUAUGGAGUUUUCCCAGGUUUUGUACGACUUGUAUGGAUUGAAAGCUUUCAUAGAUCCCCACGAAUGUCAAGAGUAUGGAUCCGUGACGGAGAUUUUAGACAAAAAGACAUCCACCACACUUCUGCCAUUCAUCCUGUCUCAAGCCGACAAGGUCAACAUCAAGGACUUGCCGAAACACGAUCUCAAGGUUACCAUUGAUAAGGUUCAUGGAGCCCUCGGUCGACCAAAGACUUACGAUGACAUAUCCGCCAAUCGGAAGGCCUUGACAGCAUAUUUCAGGUCACCUAUCAACCCAGUUAAUCUAUUCCGUUGUCUCAAAGGCGUGGGUUCCCUUUCCAUGAAGCAUAUACCGGGCGACAAUGCUUUGCCGGCUUCACGCGGCUGGUAUUUCCUCAUGGGUAAUAUCGCGCUUAACAAAUUCACCUCCCAGAAAAGACAAGGCCAAGGUCCGACGGAAGAUCUCAACUUUGCUCAAGUAUUUUUCAUACAAGAUCUCGAGUUUUCAGUUGAGCGAUGGGAAACAUGGUAUCGUCUUGCCCAGACCAACGAUUUUCAGCUCGAGGAGGCUGUGUCUUGGACUGCCGACAAGAUGAACAACAACAGCGUGGAGUUAUUGAAUUUCCAACGAACAGCAAUUCACUGUUACGCCAUGGCAGUUGCGUGUGCUGUUCGCGAGGCAGAACCUUCAUCGCAGACCAGAGCCAAGAUGACACGGAUGUACACUGACUUUGGUACCCGGGUCUACGCUUCCUCUAGAGCACCUUUCAGCAUGAAUGCCUACUCCAUCAAAGACACCGAGCAUAAAUUCUACAGUGGCAUAGUUACGAACAAAGUUUACCAAGACGUGCCAUUCAAGCCAUUGUCUACGUAUACGGCUUGGAAAUUCGCUAGUGUUUUGUUCAAGCGAGCAAUCAAAGGUGAUCCGGACAAAUGGUGGAACCACUAUAUGCUCGCAAAGUGCCUCUGGAAGAUGUACUGUGCGAAUGCAGAUGCCGCUGCGGAUGCCUUAGAUCAAGGUGCACCACUGCCUGACAACGCAGGGCCGAACUGGGAAAGUGUGAUCCACGCCGUUGUCAAUGCAAUCGAAACGUUGCCCGGGAAGAAGGAGCGUGGUCGCGAACCGAUCCUAGAGCCACACUACAAGCUUGUCUCCAUAACUCAUAAGCUAUUUCAGCGUGGGGCCAUUGAUUAUGCAAAGGGCACAGAGAUCAUGAAGCAGACGCCGUUUGCUCAAAACCUAACCUCCGAUGGUGCCGACGACUGGGAGCGAUACGUGCUCUCUCUGCUCAAAGCUCUCCGUAACAUCGACAAGUCGAGUUGGCAUCAUCGCCUCAUCGCCCGGGCUGCUCAUGUCAUCUAUGAGGAAUCGAAGGAGAUGAUGGUGGCGCAUGCGGCCAAACAUGAGCUGACCCAAAUGUUCACCAAGUCCAUGGCACCUCAAGUGUGGAAACCCGAAAACGAACGGCCUGGUAGACACUUUGUGUACACGACUCGCUAUACAAAGUUUUUCAUUCACCUGCUGGACAAGACUGGAGACAAGACCAAUCUGGAACUACUAGCCAAGCGUGUGCGCAAGAAACAAACCGAUUUUUUCGAGCAUUCUAAGCUGUGGCAAGAGCUCUGCCUGUUAUACAUCAAGCUUUUGCGGCGAACGGGACAGGUGCCAGAUGGUCACGAAGACCUUGUUUUCAAACCCUUGAGCAUGGAUGAAUAUAACAUGACGGCCGCGCGGUUGGAGGCUUGGUGCCAGCUCCCCACAACUCAAAACGACACGCUCGAUAUCCUCCGUGACGUCGUGGAGCUCAAACGUCUCAACAAUGGUCUCAUGAAAGCUGCGCUCAUUGAUGACCUACUAGGGGAUACGUUUGCCAUGUUAUACAACACGAUCGGGCCAACUUUGAGACCGCUGGCGUCUGAGCAAGAAGAAGCGAAAGGUUCAGAGCAUGGCUCGUCUGCUGCCCCAAUCCAUGUGGACGGAAACAAUGAGAACAUGGCCGAUAUGUAUCAAGUGACGCAUGGGCAAGGACAGAAUCAAGUUGCACCCCCGCAGACGGACGCUGUAGCCAAAUCUAGAGCGAAGACGGUGGGCCGUAGGGAGAUCCAGAGAAGGGCCGAAGCUUGUGCGCAAAAGACAGCCUCGUCGAUUACGAUGCCGAUACGUUCCCCGCCCGCGACGCAUGCUGUGCCCUCGAGCCAUGGUAAUCAACAAGUUCCCGAUAAGACGUCGAACGAAUCGAGUGCGAACACGAGCACCAACGAACAAGGACCCGGGGCGGCUAGUGGUACGGCGACUGCAGCUGCAAGUGUGACGAUGAACAGCACACCGAGCUCGAUCGCCGAAGAUGCUGAUGAUGAAAGCGAGCUGAGUGAACUUGGCGAAGACGAAGUGGAAGAGCUGGCGAAUAUUGCACGUACCCCGUCUGUGAUUGCUAGACCUACGCUUUUCCCCAACUUGAUGUCCCACAGAAAGGACGCUUCGACCAAAGCGGAAGAAUCAACAGACGAGAACAAGACGGCAGCGAAAGAGACGACAGAAGGUGCGAGCAUGGAUAACGGUGAUGAGAUGGAUACUAGUUGA
Molecule: messenger RNA, 4729 nt
Organism: Periconia digitata
Lineage: Eukaryota; Fungi; Ascomycota; Dothideomycetes; Pleosporales; Periconiaceae
Source: the annotation of a GenBank genome assembly